Molecule: messenger RNA, 17280 nt
Organism: Lymnaea stagnalis (great pond snail)
Lineage: Eukaryota; Metazoa; Mollusca; Gastropoda; Lymnaeidae
Source: the annotation of a GenBank genome assembly
AGCUUCCACCCAUGAACUAAUUGAGGCAGAUGCUUGUUCAACAAACGAGAGUGCAGUGCCUGAGAACAGUUAAUUGUUAUAAAACUAUACAAAGAUCCUGUUCUCUGUUCACUACUCGCCUGUCAUCUGCUGUCCUAAGUCACAAGAGGCUGUUCUCUAAAGUUAGCCCCACUAAAGUGACCACCAGUUUUUUGGUUCUGUGCUGUAGGCCUGCUGCUAACUGUAGACUUUUUGCAGGUUUGUUUGUAUUUUACUCAAGAAAUCAUAUCAGAAAAUAGAAAUUAAUAACUAUACAGAUAAGUGUUACUUAACAAGUGCCUAUUUUUAAUAAAGGUUUGUAGAUCUUCCUUCUGGCCUUACUUUUGACAUCUCAUCAUCAAAAGUUGACAUAUAAACUUGUGAGACCAUUCUUAAGUUACUAUUCUCCUGUUCUGAUGUCACUUUCAUCGGUGGUUUUAUUUUUGUAUAUAAACUUGUGAAGACUUUUCUCAUGUCCCUAUCCUCUGGGCCUUUCUUUUUGGAUGUAAACUUGUGAAGACUGUCCUUGAGUCACUAUGGGAUGUGAAGACUGUUUUCAUGUCACUAUUGUCACAAAAUAAACCAGCUGUUCAUAGAAUGAGCUAAUAGACUGGCUAUCUAUCCAUACACUUUUUUUUGUAAUUUAAAAAAGUCUUAUAUUUUCUUUACCACCUUCAUUGGUUUACAAUCAGCAAAUUAUAUAUACAAUAGCUCUAACUCUUUUUAAAUAGGAAAAUAAUCUAAACAAGAUAUCUGGACUGGUAAUAUGUUCACUGUUGUUGUGUUUCCCACUUUUUUACGCAGAUAUGUUAAGAUUAGAGUAGUUCAAGAGGUAUGCAGUGUGGUCACCUUCACCUUGACUUGUUGAGAUUCACGCAGAGUAACACAGACGUUUAAGGCUAAAUGGGAUUUAUUCGCAUAAAAUAGAGUGUGUGUAUUUAACAAAUACAAUUACAAAUUAAUGUGCUCACUCUUGUUUGAAAAUAACAUUUACAAAAACCCUUUUUUGCAACUAUUUACUGUUGCGUUGUUUGAAACAAUUCUUUUUCCCCCUGCAGAUUGGCACUAUGCCUGGGACUCGUAUUUUAAGUUUAUGUUAUGAAGAUUCUAAGAUGACACUUAAUCGGGUGUACAAGAUUGGUCAUGGCUACAUUAAGUGCACUCAAAUAGUCUUAUCUCUGCCAGCCAUAGACACAUAUCCUAUGAGAUCAAAUUAAUUUUCUAUCCCUUGUAUCACAUUCCUGAAAAAACUACCUGGCCCUCUAUUUUGACUUUGGUGUAUGAUAAGUGAAGACUUUAUUUAAUCUUUAUUCAACACAGGCUCCGUGGUGAAUAGACUAGAACCUCUAUCACUUGGGAUACCCAUUGCCAGUUAUACCACAGCAGCUCACUUAGAGGACCCAGCCACCAUGCCUAUCAGCAAGAAGAAAUUUGAGCGCCUACCUAAGACAGUGAUUCCAUCAAACUAUCAACUGACCCUUAAACCAGAUUUGAAGAAGUUCACUUUCGAGGGUUCUCUUGUUGUCACAGUUGAGGUAUGGUUUCAUGUGCUUUAGCAAACAUUUUUUAGUGCUUGUGUUUUAAUAUUUAAUUAAGAGUCUAUUUUGUAAAUUUUUUACUUGCAAUGGUACCAGACUAAAAUAUCAUGGCCAGAAAACAUGGGUGCACAACUUUGACAAAACACUAUUUUGUAGUGAAAAAAAAGUUUAUCCAUUUUUUCAUCUGAAGGUCAAUGCACCUGUGACCAAAGUGAAGCUACAUGCCUGUGAAAUAGCUAUUCAGGAGGCUCAAUACAAAGGUACUGUUUUGUUUGUGUAUAGGAAUAAUUUCAACCACUGUAUAUUUGUGCUUGUGGUCUGUUUAGAAAUCAAAGAAUUAAAAAAACAAUAUUUAAAAACAAAGCAUUUAUGUUUGCCACUUGUAGGCCAUAGCAUUUUUCAAUAUGUGUUAACAUUACCAUUUAACCAUUAAAAGACUAUCGCUGUCCAAAGUGAUCAGAAUAAAUAAUGAGUAUACACAUUACUUUUUGGAAGGCUAUUCGAGUUUUAGAAACUCCCAUAGAAACAAAUCAUUGACAUGCUGGUUCUCAAAUUAUGUUUAUUAACCCUAAGGCUCCCUGAGACCCCUGUAAAGGGACAUGAUUUGUGUUUUCAUUCUGUUGUGACUAAUGCAAGUCCCCCUUUUAAAGCCUGAUAUCUGUUGCUGACUGGAUGAAAAUAAUAAAAAAUAGUAUCAAUAAUUUUUUUCUUUCAGUAAAUAUUUUUGCUUUCCGAGUUUAUCUCUGCUUUCAGUAUGAUAAACUCCAUUGAAAGAAAAAAGAAAUGAGUAGUGCAAAGAGAAUGUAAUGUAUAACUGCAUAGCUUGAAGUCUGAAAAGAAAAACUUGACUUUGAGAUCAAUUAAAAACUCUUUAGGGUCUAAACAUUUUGACAUCUUUUAGUUAAUAAGAUAAAAAUUAUUUACGCAGCAAAUGAUGAUUAAUUAAAGGAAAUGGAUGUGAAAUAUCUGCCUCAAAUUUUGAUUUGGUAAUUGUUGCUCACCUGAAAAAAUGUGUUAUUACAAACAAAGGCUUAAAGGAUCCUACUUCCACAAUAAUCUCUCAAGCAUUUAAUUCAUUAGUGGUUUUUUUCUUAUUAUUCUUCAGAUUCAUCAUCUGAGACAACCUUGACUGCUGAGGUGGAGUAUUACAAAGAAGAUGAAGAAGUUGGUCUGUUGUUUCCAUCUGAACUGAGUGUAAGGAGCAAGAUUGAUUUUUUAAAAUACUAUUUUCAUGGGGCAAAGCAAAGUCAAACCAGAAAAAAAAUGUUUUUUUGAAAGGUCUGUAGAGUACGGUACAGUAAUAAAUUUUUUGAAGAGCUGGAUGAUAUUCCUGGUUAACAUUGAUAAUGAUUUAAUUCAUCUUCCCUUUUGGUUUUAGCUGUUUGAAUUAAGGUUAAAUGUUUUUCUUUCUGUUGCAACACCCAUCAUUUUUUUUUUUUUUGUAUUGGCGACACCUGAAUUUUAAUUCAUGUCAAGUUUGCUCCUGUCCAACUUUGAUUUUUUAAAAUGUGUAAAUCAGCAUUUAUAUUAGGUAAUAAGGUUUACAAAAAACUAAAUAAUAAACAUAAAUUAAGGUUAAAUUUUUUUUUUUUUGUUGCAACGCCCAUCAUUUUUUUUUUUUUUUGUAUUGGCGACACCUGAAUUUUAAUUCAUGUCAAGUUUGCUCCUGUCCAACUUUGAUUUUUUAAAAUGUGUAAAUCAGCAUUUAUAUUAGGAAAUAAGGUUUACAAAAAACUAAAUAAUAAACAUAGAAAUCAUAAAACUAAUGUCAGUAAAUUACAGCAUAGUCCGAGUUAGCAAAAGAGAAAAUAUAUGAGAUAAAAUCAGAACAUAGAAUAUUCUAGCUUGGAUUCUAAUGCAACACAUUUAAUAUGACAAAUUUCAUACCAGAUGAAAAAUUAUUUGUUUAUUAUGUAUUUUGUUUAGUGCGCAUUUUCUCCCCAAAACUAUGAAUUCUUCAUGUUUAUCCUGCUCAACAGCCUGGCAAAGGGGCACUUUCACUGAAGUUCACCGGAGAACUGAAUGACAAAAUGAAAGGUUUCUAUCGCAGCAAGUACACGAUUGGCGGAGAAGAGCUCUAUGCUGCAGUUACCCAGUUUGAGGUACUACAUUUUUUAAAAAUUUUAAAGCAGUGCUUUAUCACCUGUCAAUAUAUUUGUUGAGGUUUAUAGUUUAAACCCCAACCUGGAUAAAUGUAAGCCUGAUUUUUAUUAUAACCAUUUUACAUUUGUAGUAUUUGUGAAUAUUUCAUAAAUUUUAGUUGCUGCUUCAAUGCAUUUCAAAAAUAGGCUUUACUGCUUACUUUCUACGUUUUAUAUGGGGAGGACUCCAUUACAAUGACCUUUGAACUCCCUCAUAUUUUUUUUAUAUGCUUUUGAAAGAUUUAAUCAUUACAUUUCCUUUUAAUCUGUACCACAAGUUGUGUGAUUUCUUUGUGAAACUUUCUCGCAGGCAGUUGCAUAUGAUUUCUUGUUUACUAUGCUUUCCUGUGUACUUUGAGUUGACUUCCUAACUCCAUCAGCUGAGCUUAUCUUUAUUUCCAUCUUUGUCUGCUGUCAUAGACGUUCUAGUGGAAAUGUUUGUGAUCCCUCAGUUGUCCCCUACUACACUGUAUGUUAUAUUUUGUUUUGCUUACCUACUAAGCUCUUUGGGCAUGAGAAUUUAUUGAUAAGCAUACCAUUUGUUAUUUUUACCUUAGCUCCUGAUGCUCAAAGCAUUCAUCUCACUCUAAGAUGCAGCAUCUUAAUUGUUAAAAUUUUAUAAAUCUGUCUUCCUCAGGCAACAGAUGCUCGUAGAGCAUUCCCUUGCUGGGAUGAGCCUGCCAUGAAAGCUACAUUUGACAUAACUCUUGUUGUGCCAGAAGGCAAAGUAGCUCUGUCUAAUAUGGUAGGUUUUAGAUAAUAAAUACAUAAUUUCUGUUAAUGGCCUGUUUGUUCACAUAUUAAGAGAAAGAAUUAAGUGCAGCUUCAUUUGAUGUCAGAGACAAUUUGUUUGAAUCAAUCAUUACUUGUCUAUGAUUUUUUUUAUUGUAAACGAUUUUUUUUUAAAGGAAUAGUGCCCUUUAAAUUUAUUUUAAAGAGGAAAAAAACGCUUCCUUUUAAAACAGAGGUGUUUGACUAUUUCUAAAAUAUAAAAAUGUUAAGUUUCCUGAACCCCAAAAAAAGUUAAUGGGCUCUUUUGAAAAUAUUUAAUUGCAACAUUUUUAAGAAUUUCAUCUUGUUCAUAAAAAUAUUUUUUUAGGAAACUUUGAUUGAGAAAACUUUAAAAUAAGAAUAUGAGGGCAACCAAAUACUCCACUCUUAUCAGAUUUACUAAACAUAUUUAGCAAAUAAAUAUAUUUUUUACUUGACUGAAGAAAUUUUCGUUUUUUUUUUACUAAAGUACCCAAAAUAAAUUUUAAAAAAUACUCAAUUACUUGCUGAAGUGCUUUGACUUUAAUGUUUAAUUCCAAAGCUCUCAGCAGUUCAUUCAUAUUAUUAUAAUAUCAUUUAAUGUGGUUACAGUAAAAUAAUUGAUUUAAAUUUUGUUCCAUUUUCAGCCUGUCAUCUCAGAAAAACCAUUGGGUAGUGGCAGUGUUGAGUUCACAUACUCCACAACCCCCAUCAUGUCCACCUACCUGGUGGCUUUUGUGGUGGGAGACUAUGACUACCUGGAGGCGGUGGAUGAGGACAAUGUUUUGGUCCGUGUUUACACCCCUAAAGGAAAACAAGAGCAGGGCCGCUUCGCUCUGGAUGUGAGUUGUUUCAUACGUAGGAGAUCAUUCCCUCUAAAUGAAUUGUUAACAAUUUAAUUUUCAAGUUUCAGUGUUAAAUUCUUUUCAUCAUUGCUCUUAAUGGAUAAUACAGUUUCUAGUACUGUCAUGGAAUGAUUCAUUCUUUUAUGUUACAUUGCCAUCUUAAGGUUGCAGUCAAGACUCUGCCAUUCUACAAGAAAUACUUUGGCAUUGCUUACCCACUGCCUAAGGUGGACCUCAUUGCCAUAGCUGAUUUCUCAGCAGGUGAGCUGCUGGUUCUUUGUUAACAUACUCGGUUACAUUAACCUCAGUUAACUAAUUAUAAAAAGUGUUGGACUGCGAUAAAGCUUUAAAAUAGAUUAAUAAGACACGAACAAAUUGUGUCAAUAGAACAAUAUGAGUUAGCUUUAAUAAUAAUUAUACAUUAUACACAAUUACACGUUUCGGCACAUGCCUUCAUCAGUACAAACAAACAAAACACAUUUAAAUAAGUAUAAAUUAAAUUUACAUAAUAUCAAUAUACAUAUCCUACCUAAAACAGAAAAAAUAUAGGAGAGGGGGCUAAAACCAGACAAAAACAAAGUCAAGAGAAGUAGAAAGGAAGUGAUUUUAACAUAAUUGCAAAAAGUGCGGUAAAUUAUACAUAGGAGAGACAGGUCGUCGCCUUGGGGACCAUUUCAGAGAGCACCUCUAUAACAUAAAUAAACACGCUCUCUGUCCGGUCUCCAAAUAUUUCAAUAGCCCUAACCAUAAUGGUAUCUCAGAUAUUGUAGUUACUGGCAUACUCUAUACUAGUAACACUGCAGAUAGAAUCUAUAUGGAGAACAAAUUAAUAACUAGAUUUGGUACGUUGUCUCCAUAUGGAAUGAACCAAAUCCAUAGUUUUACUUAGCUGCCAUGUCUUUUUCCUGUUUGGUUUUUACAAUUAUGUUAAAAUCACUUCCUUUCUACUUCUCUUGACUUUGUUUUUGUCUGGUUUUAGCGCCCUCUCCUAUAUUUUUUCUGUUUUAGGUAGCAUAUGUAUAUUGAUAUUAUUUAAAUUUAAUUUAUACUUAUUUAAAUGUGUUUUGUUUGUUUGUACUGAUGAAGGCAUGUGCCGAAACGUUUAAUUGUGUAUAAUGUAUAAUUAUUAUUAAAGCUAACCCAUAUUGUUCUAUUGACACAAUUUGUUCAUGUCUUAUUAAUCUACAUUAACCUCAGUGGGAAGUCAUAAUUAUUUUAUUGAAUUAGUCAAGGCAACGUGUUUUUGUCUUAGACAAAAUUAAUUUUUUUAGUGAAAUAAGACAAUAUUUUAACAAAAAUUAGGAUAUUUAUUUGCACUCAACUUUGAGAAUUAGUUUAUUGAACAAAAAAAAUAAAAAUUUUAUCCCAAAUAAAUAUGGUCCAAUAUAUUGUGGGCAGGUGCAAUGGAGAACUGGGGCCUGAUCACCUACAGAGAAACAGCCCUGUUGGUCGACCCCGAGAACUCCUCUGCCAGAAUCAAGCAGUGGGUGGCCCUUGUUGUGGGCCAUGAACUGGCCCACCAGUGGUUUGGAAACUUGGUUACAAUGGUAAGGGUUAAAGAUUGGAUCAUCCGUGACCUGCAAAUAAAUGCCCAACUGCAGACUUGUAAGUUAUUUAAAAUAUGAAUCCUUGUCUUUAACCUUGUUUUCAUCUAAUUCAACGAACACAGGAAUGGUGGACACACUUGUGGCUCAAUGAAGGCUUUGCUUCCUGGAUCGAGUACCUGUGUGUUGACUACUGUUUCCCCGAGUAUGAUGUGUGGACACAGUUUGUCAAUAAUGACUUAGGGCAGGCACUUGAAAUGGACGCUCUGGAUAACAGCCACCCCAUUGAGGUAAAUCUGAGUUUAUUUUCGAUUCAAAUAACACGAUAGAGCAAAAAUUGCCCAACAUGCUGUUAAUUUUAAAUGGCAUUAAAUAAUAUUUGCUUUUAAAGAGUUCAGUUUUAUAAUAAAACUAGAUUUUGCCUAAUAAAUAAUUGAAUAAAAGUUAUAAAUUAUAAAGCAUGCUGUUGAUUAUUCCUGUUUCUAUCCACUGAUAGGUUGAAGUAGGCCAUCCUUCAGAGGUGGAUGAAAUCUUUGAUGCCAUCUCUUACAGCAAAGGUUCAUCUGUCAUUAGGAUGUUACAUGAAUACCUGGGAGAUGAGGUGUGAAGAGUUCAUUUUUAAGGAAGUAGUUUGGGUGUCACUUUAGAAAGAUAAUUUUAUUUUUGGAAAUUGACUAAUAAAAAAAAUAUAUGUUACAUCAUAUAAUUUUAUUACAAUACAAUAAAUUAAUACAAAGUUUCAAUGAAAUAAGUCACAUAUGCCAUCUGAUCUAAUUUGUAAAAGGACAUUUUUAUAAUUUAAAAAAAAUAUAUUUCAAGUGGACUUGGGAGUUCCAUCAACUGUUAGCCACAAUGUAAAGUCCCUUGUGCUGAAAAUUUUAUGUGGUAAAAACUCAUCAAUUCAUCCAUGAUGAGGAGAUUAUCUAAAGAUUAAUCAUAUUUUUUUUUCAAUUUAAUUCUUUAAACUUUACUUCUUAAACAAUUUUUAAAAAAUUAUUUUUAUUUUAUUAUUUUUUUUACAUUUGUAUAAUUAAUUGAAAAUGAAAUAUCAGAAUCUCCCACCUUCAGGGUCAUCACAGGUUCUCACAAGGUCUAGACUUUAAAUUGAUAUCUAAAGUUAUAUAAUGCCAUUGCUAGUACACUUUGCUACACCAUGCCAUUACCAGUACACCUUUGUAGAAAAGCACACCUUCGUACACUAUGUUAUUACCAGUAUGCCUUGGUGCACUAUGCAUUACAGUACACAUUUUAACACCAUGCCAUUAUCAUUACACCUUAUGUUUGGUAGAAUCUGGGGCUUGUGACUAGUUUCACAGCAUUACCAGUGCACCUUGUUGUUGGUUGAAAGUAGGUGGAUUCAGUGAUCUUUCAGCAUCUUAAGAUUGGGAAGUUCAGAAAUAACCGUUUUCCCCUAAAAUCACCACUUUCAUAUAUGAUGAACUAUAAAAAAUUGAUUCCAUCUAAAUACGGUGACCUUUGGCAAGUUGAAUAUACUUUACUGGUAUUAUUUGUUUAUUUUUUUCAACUAGGAUUUCCGCAAAGGUAUGAAUGUGUACUUGACAAGACACCAGUACAAAAAUACUUUCACUGAACAUCUUUGGAAUGCCCUGGAAGAAGCCAGUGGCAAGCCUGUUGGUGAGAUCAUGAAAACCUGGACAAAACAGAUGGGCUUUCCUGUACUAAAGGUGAUCUUGUGGGAAAACUUCUACUUAUUAAAUUUUAAAACUCCUUGUGUUAUGUCUUUGAUAACCCACUAUGGUAAAUAAAAUCAGUAUGUGAUAAAAAAAAAUGUAAAAAACAAUAAAUAUAGAUUUAUAAUGUAGUCAUUUCUGUCACUUAUAUAGGUUAGCAUUUUCCUCUUUAUUAUAUAUUAAUUUAUAAUUUGUCCUUCCAAAAGUUCAUUGCCUUGUUCUGUCUUCGGUAAAGCUUCACUCUUCUGCGUUACUUUAUUUCUUUUAAAUAUUAAAUAAUGCUGGCCUUUUGCGUCUUACAUGUAAUAAAGAAGAAAAAAAUCCAGGCGCAAAAUGCCUUACAGAUUUAUGUGUAUAAAUUCUUUCAUUUAUCUCUUAACUAAAGACCCGACUAAAUGUUUGAGAGAAUAACCCUUCAAUAAGUUAGCUAAAGACCUAACUAAAUGUUUGAGAGAAUAACCCUUCAAUAAGUUAGCUAAAGACCUAACUAAAUGUUUGAGAGAAUAACCCUUCAAUAAGUUAACUAAAGACCUAACUAAAUGUUUGAGAGAAUAACCCUUCAAUAAGUUAACUAAAGACCUAACUAAAUGUUUGAGAGAAUAACCCUUCAAUAAGUUAACUGAAGACCUAACUAAAUGUUUGAGAGAAUAACCCUUCAAUAAGUUAACUGAAGACCUAACUAAAUGUUUGAGAGAAUAACCCUUCAAUAAGUUAGCUAAAGACCUAACUAAAUGUUUGAGAGAAUAACCCUUCAAUAAGUUAACUGAAGACCUAACUAAAUGUUUGAGAGAAUAACCCUUCAAUAAGUUAACUGAAGACCUAACUAAAUGUUUGAGAGAAUAACCCUUCAAUAAGUUAGCUAAAGACCUAACUAAAUGUUUGAGAGAAUAACCCAUCACUAAGUUAUUAAAGAAUUUCCUUUGUCAUCCUUUGUUGACUAAAGGACGUUAAUUUUUAAAUAUGCAAUAAUAAUAAUCUGGAAAAUGUAAUUUGAAGUUGACCGAUGCGAGAAGAUGAAAGUGCAACCUUUUCAAUAACUUAACAAUGAAAUUUUCAGGUGAGCCAAGUACAAGAUGGAAAAGACAGGAAACUCACAAUCAGCCAGUCCAAGUUCACCGCUGAUGGUUCAACUCCACCCGACCAUUUCAAGUGGAUGGUUCCAGUGUUGGCAUCCACACAGUCUGCCCCUGACAAGCCGGACGUCCUGGGGCUGUUGGAGACUGAAACCAAGGAGUUUGUUGUGCCCAAUGCAGCCGAGGGUGACUGGGUUAAGGUCAGACUUAACUUUCCAUUGAUAAUAACUGUGAUUCUAAUUUUGUAAUUGAAUUAAGAUUUAAAAAAGAAAAUCUCUCCACUGUGGCUACACACAGUGCCAGAUAAACUGAAGACUUUCUUUACAUAAGCUUUGGCUGCUGCUCAGUUGUGUUAUAUCUUGGCGGUGUUUGCAAUUGAUAUCCUGGAAAUUGAUACCUUGACAAAUUAAAAUAAUUAUAUUCUUUUACAGUUGAAUGCUGGGACUGUAGGUGUGUACAGAGUUAUGUACCCUACGGAGAUGUUGGAUGCCCUGAUUCCUGCUGUCAAAAAUCUGUCUCUACCACCAAAAGACAGGCUUGGUCUGCAGUCAGAUCUCUUUGCAUUGGUUAGUAUUAAUACAUUUUUCAUGAAUCCCUCCCUCCAGUAAAUCAGCAAUUAUUUAUAUUUUUAAUUUUAUGUGUAAGAACAGAUGGGUAAGGUUCCUCUUGUCAUUGAUAGCCCUCAUAGAUUUCAGUCUAAAAAUUGUUGUAAAUAAUGUUUGUAUAUACUUAUACUAGAAAUAUGUAAUCUCUUGAGAUAUCAAUUUUGCUUUUUUACCACUUGUAUUUUGAGAGGAAUGCCACCUGACAAACCAGCUGUUUUCAACUGUCCUAUUGUAUUUGAGUGUAAACAAUGUUGACAACUUCCUACAACUUGAAUUAUAAUUUUUGUAAUGGUCUGAAUGUCAAUACCAUUGUUUUAAAUUUAACAGUCCCGUGCUGGUAUGAGUUCUGCUGUCGAUGCUCUGAAAGUUGCCCAAGCUUUUGAAAAUGAGAAAGACUACACAGUUUGGUCCAACCUUUCAUCCAACAUAUCUACCAUCAGCACCAUCCUGCAGGUAACUUUUAGCAGAAUCAUGUGUAUGGGACAUUACAUUUAUCAAACAAGUUUUGUUCUCUGGUACUUUAAUACUUUUUAUUUUUUCAAUGGUUGCAUGUUCUGGUGUAGAGAUUACUUGUGUACCUGUUGCUAUAUGCUUGGUAUUUGUGAUGUAUUAGGGUUUAAAUAGUCUAUUAGAGUUUACAUGUACAAAGUUUGAUAAAAACCAUUCCCAUAUCAAAAAUUAGUUGCUACAAUCACAUAAAUAACAAAUCAUGUACAAUUACAUAAAUGCAAACAAAAAUGCUUAUAAAGGAUUUAUACGAAAAAACAUUGUUUUUACAGAUUGUUUAAUAUUAGAUGGAGUUGCAUUUUUUUUUUUGCUACUAGGACAGUACUUGGAAGUCUAUGUAUUGUGAGCCAGCCUGAAUAAAUAAAAAUGUACUACUAUUUCUUUUAAGAGACAGAUUGCAGUAAUUCAUUAUAUUUAUUACAAUGGUUGCGUGUUUUCCCUUUUACUUCUAUUUCAUGCUGAGUUUGAACUUGCAUUUUGCUAUAGUUAAUUGUAUAUUUGCAUCCCCUGUUACUUCUCCCUACCAGUAUGCUGAUGACAUAUAUCCAGCUUACAAACAGUUUGUCAAGAGACUGUUCAGUAAGAUUGCGGCCACCGUUGGGUGGGAUGCUAAACCUGGAGAAGGUAAGUGGGUCAAGAGAUUGUUCAGUGAGAUUGUGGCCACUGUCGGGUGGGAUGUGUUAAACCUGGAGAAGGCAAGUGGGUCAAGAGAUUGUUAAGUAAGAUUGGAUCCACAGUUGGGUGAAAUUAUAAUAAAAUGUUUUUGUAAAGGCCUAAUUUAAUUUGCUUCAUAAGUCAUCAUAUUUUCUGUAACAUUAAUUACAAAUAUUAAUUAAUUAUGAUGAUUAAAUUACAAAAUUUUUAAAGAAUAAGCAAUAUUCUAUUAUUUUCUCUUGAUAAUAUUUUAACGUGACAAUCGCUACUAUUUAAAUUUUUAAAAAAAUUAUUAUUAUACUGUAAGGAUGUUAGAGAGAUUAUCUUUUCAUGGAAGCAUUAUGGUUAUAAUAAUUGUAAAUAUUCACAAUGAAACAUUUAUUUUCAAAUGUUAUUUUGAAUUUUUUGGUGAACCUACUUAGUUUAUAUUAUAAAAAACCAGUUUUUUUAUCGUCUCAAGUAUUAUGAAUUAAUUUUAAUGCUCAAAGAAGUCUAUUAGAUUUAUAUUGACAUGAUUCUGAAUGCUUAUUUUAAUUUGCAAAAUAAAUUUGCUUAUUGUUCAUUUUGCAAAAUAAAUAGCUAUCAACUGUUCUUCCAGACACCCUUAUUCCAAUGUUGAGAGAAGUCGUGCUAACUAGAAUGGGCAGGUGUGGGGAUGAGGCAACUAUAGCAGAGGCCAAAAAGAGGUUUGAGGCCCACUGUAAUGGUACAGCUAAACUGCCUGCAGAUCUCCGUGCAUGUGUGAGCAGAAAUCGUUUCUUUGCUUAAAAAUUAUUUUUAAAAAAUAAAAUGAAAGAAUAAUGUAUCUAGUUCACAUGUUGCCAUGUGAUAUUUUAAUGCUUGUAAAAUUUAAUAUAAUGUCAAACUUUUAUUGGUAACAUUACUCCUGUUGCUGGCUUUUUUGUUUUUGAAAUAUUCCAGAACUCUGAUCUUCUGUAACUUGUGUAUUAUUAUUUCAGGUUUACACCACUGUUCUGUACAAUGGGGACAGUGAAACGUAUGACAAGAUGCUCAAGGUUUACUUUUUUUUUCUCUUAAUUUUUGCUUACAUCCUAAAUCCUUACUUAUUAAAAUCAAAACAGAAAUAUAUUUUUUUUUACAUGUACCUUGAAACUUUGAUCUAUAAUUUAUGACGCAAGGCAGCUCAGAGGGGUUAAGUCCCAUAUCUUGGUGUGAAGUUACUCUACAACAGGCCUGCACAACUCAGAAUGUAAUACUUUAUGAAAAACUUGUGCGGGCCGAAAGAAAAUAGGACAGGGGGGAAAGCUGUUAAGAAAAAUUAAUAAGAAUAAAGACUAUAAUGUUACUUCGCGAGCUGCAAAGUGGGUGCUGGCGGGCCGCAUGCGGCCCACGGUCCGUAUGUUUUGCAGGCCUACUCUACAAGAUUGCAAUUUUUGCACCCUUAAAUAACCAAAGUGCUCUCACUUUUAAAACUGUCUGUCACAUUAGCUCUAUGAUGCCGCAGAGAUGCAGGAGGAAAAAGUUCGUAUCAGCAGAGCCAUGGGAUCUGUACAGUCCAAAGAUCUAAUUCAAGCUGUUUUGGACUUUUCUUUAUCAGUAAGUAACAAUCAUCCAAAGUCUUUGGAUUUAGAUGACAGUGUUAAAAAAAUGCAUCACACUGUUAUUUUUAUUCCUCCUUCCACUCAUCAAAAGUAAAGAAAUUUUAUAAUGCUAUGCAGAUUUAAUAACAACCAUUGAAUACGUUCAGAUAGAGCCCGUUUUAUCACAAACAUUUCCCCCCCCAAUACUUUUGGCUCUAACGGUCUUUACACUAACUUCUCCAGCUAUUCGGUUAAGUGUUAUAAAUUGGCGUUGGUGGGUUAGUUAUAAUAAUGGGUAUAAGAAAGUACAACCCCCUCAGAAGCAGACACCCAUUUAAUUAUCUGCCAGUGUUAUCAUAUGGUACCAAAAAUAUUUAGGAUGAGAUUUUUUUUUUUUUUUUUACUUCCGGGGUGCCGCUCUGCAGGUGACUCGAUUUUAUCUGUACAUUUUUUUCAGCUUUUGUAAUAGUUUAAAGGUUUUUACAAUGUUUUCUUGUGGAAUCAAGGUGUGUUGAAUGUGUUUUAUCUCCUUUGACGGAUUAUCAAACCAACUAUUUAAAGACAAAUCGAAUAAGGCUUUCCCGUCAUCUUGGAGAAGAAAACCUUGUUUUAAUCUCCGUUGACUGAUUAUCUUGUGUUUUUUGCCGAGAUGAACAGUGAUUACAUGGAUUUUUUGGACGUCCUUGCCAUACACCAAGACACAUCAAUAGCCGCCAUAUUGGAAACUAUUGAGACGCCAUCUUGUAAACAAAUGUAAACAAAUGGCAAGUUCAAACCAACUAUUUAGACAAAUCGAAUACAAACAAAAGGCUUUCCCGUAAUCUUGGAGAAGAAAACCUCGUUCAAAUAAAAAUCCAAGACUGUUCUCACUCAAGAAUUCAAGAAUUAUUCAUACCGCACACUUACACGGCGAAUGUCUUGCCACAGGAACAACGGAAAACACAAACAAAAAUUUCAAGGGCUGGCGGAAAUGUGUACGAUGAAUGUAAAAAACAAAUUUCCAUUUAUUUGGAUCAAUAAAAAUAUCUUAUCUUAUCUUAUCUUAUAAGUUGGAGCUAAAAAUGACUGAAUAGUACUGCAAUCUACUUCCGUUGACUUUUUUUUUUUGGAAGGUUAUGUUAUAAACAAUGAUGGAGGUGAGUAGAUUAAAAAUUGUUGUCAAAAUUUGUAAAAGAAAGUUAGAACUUAAAUUUUAUUCAAGAUGAAAAUAAACCUCACUUAUUCCCAGUAAAUAUUUCCUCCAAAAAUUCAGCUUUAGAACAAGUAUUUAUGGGGGUUAUAUCAAUGAAACACUAGAUCAUUAACAAAUAUGAAUACCCCCAAGUACUAAUGGAAUCAAAUUUUACCUUUGACUAAUCUCAAUUUUUCAGAGCAAAGUCAGGUCUCAAGAUGCAGUGUUUGUUAUUGCUGGCACAACAGGAUCUGUGGUUGGCAGGGAACUAGCCUGGGAGUUUUUCAAAGCUCAGUUUAAAGUUUUAAAUGACCGUUAUGAAGGGGGAUUCCUCUUAUCAAGAUUGGUGCAGGUCAAGUUUGCAUGUUUCGUCAAAUCUGUUAUUUUUUAAUAACUUUCUGGUUGACUCAGUCAAAUGUAGCAUAACUAGUGAUUCUGUUAACGCUUUUUAACCGGGCCUUUAUAUUACACAUGGUCGUGUCAAUAGCUUUGUGCUCUCAAAUGGAUAAGUGCAAUUUAAGUGUUGCUCUGUCAAACUGUAGAGCAUAAAAGUAAUAAAGUCUUACUGAUCAUUUUAUAGUGAUGCCUGCUGGAAAAAUUUUAAUAUUCAAGAUUCAUUUUAUCGGGAUGAUUCUAUAACAAUCAUUUCUUUCUUCGUUACUCUUUACAGUCAGCCACCGAAUCAUUUGUAACUGAAGAGAAAGCCAAGGAAAUUGAGGUAAGCAUUUGUUUCCUUAUCAUCAUUAUCAUUGGCGCUACAGCCCAUGUAUCGGCUCCACCACAUCCUUCCAUUUAGAACGAUCCUUGGCUUUCUGCCUCCGUGCCCGAACCCCAAGCUGGUGUAAGUCCUUCUCUACAUCGUCGAUUCAUCUCACUUGGUCAACUGGUGUGCUGUCUGCCUGUAGAUCACUUUUGCUGUUCUACUGUCCGCAUCCUUUCAAUGUCUUGUCCAGCGCAGUCUGCCUCUUAGAUUGAACAAUGUAAAUUUAUUUAAGUUUAAGUAAGGAAGAGUAGAAUAUUCCACUUUCCUUUCUUUGUUGCCAUUUACAUCAGCUUGCAACGGGGCGGGGCCUAAGUUUGGUGGAGUCUGUGUUUAUUAUGUCCUUUUAAACAUUUACAUUUCUUUUCAAUUUUAUUAUUUAUUGGGUCUUAUGUUUUAUAAACUGCUUGAAAGUAAUAAGUGGGAAGAAAUUUAACAGAAAAUUUAAAACUCUUUAAUUGAGAGGUGGCCACAAAUCAGGUGGCAUACAAUCCACUGCGUUAAAUAUUGUGGCCUGCCGGCUGUGUAAUAAAUGAGCUUAUUUAUUCCUUCAUUUAGUGAUUCUUUUCAUCCUUGGAGAAAACACCCAUUUAAAAUAUAGAUUAAGCUCCUCCUUUGAAUGAUAUGCUCUAUUUUGAUCUACCAGCCCCGGUUUUGGACCGAUUAAAAAAAAGAUUCAAAUUAGCAAUCUCAUUUCUUAAAUAACUAUUUAAAAUAAUAUUACUAUUUAGUAACUACUCAAAUUAAAGAAUCUCAGGUUAAGGAAACCUAAAUUUCCAAUAGUAUUUCUACUGUUGUUGUCUGGAUUGAUGUCGAGUGUUGCAAACUAAAUUUAGGUAUAUGCAUCACUGCAUUUUGAAAUUUUUGAAAUCCAAUUCUUGGACUGGGGGCUCAGCCUCUUCCCCAUAUACCUCACCCAAUCGGCUUUCUAGAUUCUGGUGGUUUCCUCAAUUUUCGCUCCCCCAAAUCCCACCUUCAUUAAUCAAUUAAUGAACAAAAUGCACUGUAUAUUAUAUAUAUAUAUACAUGUAUUGGUAUAUUUAAAUCUGUAAAAUUAAUUUACGUGUCUGACCAUAGGAGUAGAUGAUUUAUAAAUAUAAAUGUAUAUUUCAAAAUCUUUUCACUCUGUAUUUUUUAUACUUUGAUCAGCGUCAUUGAAAGGAAAUUAUUUGUAAAAUAUUUAAAAAUUGUUUCAGACUUUCUUUAAAGAGAAUCCAGUACCAGCUGCCGAAAGAACUGUUCAGCAGAGCAUUGAGAACAUCAGACUGAAUGCCAAAUGGCUGGAUAGGGAGCUAACACCUGUCAGGGACUUCCUCAAAUCAGCCGUGUAAUGCUAAUGGUUAACUCCCAUGUUGACACGUAUUAAGCUAUGGUCCAUCAAUCAUAUUCCACUAAAUUCCAGCAGUAUUUUUUUUUAAAAAUGGCUUACUGGUAUUGAAAAAUGAAACAAUGUAUUUUUUUUUUAAAUUUCAUAACAAUUUUAUUAUGAUGUUGGUUUUUUUUUUUGCUUGAAUACAAUAUGUUAUAUGUGGAAUGUUUCUUAUUAAUUAAUUAAUUUCAUUGAAGUAAGCCACAAUUUAUGUUAGAUGAACAAUUACAUUUAGCUGACCUAUUUGAGAAAGUUAUUAGAAUAGGAGGUACAAAAAAAAACAGAAAGGCUGAGGGAUUAGGGAGUGACCUUUGGAGUAGUUGAUUAUGGAAUGGAAAUAUAGUCUAACAGAGGAAUCACAGCUCAAAUAAUCAUUUGUUGAACUGCAACAGUAUAUAUACAGUUUCAUUUUUCACCUGUUAAAUCCACGUCAUUUAGGUCAAUAUGUUUAAAUAUUUUUUGUGUGAUUUAUUCCAAAACUGUGUUUAAUCUUUGAAAUUUUCUUGAAAAUUGAUUCAAUAAAUAAAUAGUGUUUAAUUCCUAAUUCAUUUUCUUUUUUUUAGCCAAUUCAUUAUUUAUUUGUUAUAAUUUGAUCAGCUGUUUUGUAAACUCAAAUAAUUUACAAAUCCUAAAAGUGAAAGGCAAAGUAAGCACUUUAUUUUUCGUUUGGUUGGAUUCAUAAGUGCUAAAAUAAAUCUGUAUUUAAAAGUGUCAACUUUUACAUCCCGGUAUAGCUUUUACAAAAAAUAUGUGCUUUUCAAACUGUUUCUUAGAAAUUAAGGAACCAUCGGCACGAGCUAACAAUUUUGAGCACAUGGCACACUUUUAGCAUGUUUUGAGCUGCUGUGCGAUGCUCUUCAUCCACUGGAAAAAAAACUCUGCCUGAAUUAACUUUUUGAGAGCUCGGCGUCGGACUGCAAGUCUGCAGCAGUGUCGCCGCCCCCAAGCAUUGCUUAUAGAUUUGUCAAAGUAGAUGAAGUUGAAAAUAAUUGUUGGAUCACGUUUGAGUAUUUCAGCUGUGUUGUAUGUUCAGUUUUAUGCUUCGCUACCGAAAUACAAAACAAAUAAUUUCA